AUGAUGCAGCACGCCAUGGAUCCCUGGGCCUUUGCUCGCCCUCCGCCACCCGGCUUCGGAUUCUCCUUCGCUCGGCAGCCCGUCGCCGACUUGCCCGCCCGUCUUCGACCUCCGCCCCCUGUCUUCGUAUUCUCCUGCGCUGGGAAGCCCGUCGUCGACUUGCUCGCCGCCCGUCUUCGAACCCCGCCCCCCAGCAUCGGAUUCUUCUGCGAUCAGCUGCCCGUCGACGACGUGCCCGCCCGUGUCUUACCUCCGCCUCCCGGCUUCUCCCGUCUUUGCAACAAGGUGCUCCCGCCAUCGCCCCGCGAGAUCCCCGUGCCGCCGAAGUUCUCAAAGCGCGCGGCACCGCCGGUAUCCACAACCGUCUCCGACAAGCCCUCCGCGAAGCGCCAGCGGCUGUGCUCCGACUACGAAGACGACAUCGAAGCCAACCUCCGGCGGACGGAACGGAGCCCCGAGGAGCGGCCGCGGCCGGACUACAUGAAGACGGUGCAGCAGGGCCGGGUGAGCCCGUCGGACCGCGCCCGCCUCGUCGGAUGGAUGGACGCGUUCGUCCGGCACCACGACCUCGUCGACGGCACGCUCCACCACGCCGUCGCCUACGUCGACCGGGUCCUAUCCGUGCGAGCCAUGAACACGCAUACCGACUACGAGCUCCGCCUCCUGGGUGCCGCGGCCGUCUUCGUGGCCGCCAAGUACGAUGACGGCUGGCGCACCAUGCCGAAGCUGGACCCCGACAAGAUCGUCAGCUACGGCAAGUUUGCCUCGAGAAAGGAAGUGCUCGAUAUGGAGCGCCACAUGGUGGCGGCGCUCGGGUACCAGCUGGGCGGCCCCACGGCGCACACCUUCGUCAGCCGCUUCAGCAAGCACGCACAAGAAGGAGAGGAGGACCUGAAGAAGAUCCAGCGCAUGGCGCAUCACCUCGCGGACGAGUCGCUGCGAAACUACGCGUGCCUCGGCUACCUGCCGUCCGUCGUGGCGUCGUCUGCAAUCUUGCUGGCGAGGUUUGCGCUGAACCCGCCGGACGUACCGGCGUGGAGCACGGAGAUGCAGGAGCUCACGGGGUACAACGUCAUGAACUUGGCCGGAUGCCUGCAUGCUAUGCACAGCUUCUCCCAGUCGCUGUUAUGUGACACCCAUUGCUGA
Messenger RNA from Lolium rigidum, 1146 nucleotides. Its product is annotated as cyclin-F2-2-like. The record is from RefSeq and is a predicted model, not a curated record. Gene Ontology annotation, biological process: regulation of cyclin-dependent protein serine/threonine kinase activity; mitotic cell cycle phase transition. NCBI's taxonomy places the organism in Eukaryota, Viridiplantae, Streptophyta, Magnoliopsida, Poales, Poaceae. Gene Ontology annotation, cellular component: nucleus; cyclin-dependent protein kinase holoenzyme complex; cytoplasm. Gene Ontology annotation, molecular function: cyclin-dependent protein serine/threonine kinase regulator activity. The transcript has a single exon. Bases 1 to 1146 code for a protein of 381 amino acids.